Monopterus albus (swamp eel) is the source of this 2162-nucleotide messenger RNA. RefSeq names its product protein kinase, cAMP-dependent, catalytic, alpha, genome duplicate a (gene prkacaa). Gene Ontology annotation, molecular function: ATP binding; cAMP-dependent protein kinase activity; protein kinase A regulatory subunit binding. Gene Ontology annotation, cellular component: cAMP-dependent protein kinase complex; cytosol; nucleus. Gene Ontology annotation, biological process: protein phosphorylation. Lineage: Eukaryota; Metazoa; Chordata; Actinopteri; Synbranchiformes; Synbranchidae. The record is from RefSeq and is a predicted model, not a curated record. Bases 749 to 1804 code for a protein of 351 amino acids. The transcript is spliced from 10 exons.
GGCGGGACCCGGUGGAUUGAUGACUGGAGUUUCCCUUGCGGUCUAAAGAUUAAUGGAAGGGGUCUGUUGAUCUUAGGAUUCGAGUAUCAGAUGGUUUGUCCCAGGAAACCAUUGCACUUGACGAAUGAAUUAGAAACGGAAGAAGAAAUAUUCACUUGAAAUAGCCAAAGGCAGAAAAAAAACGAGUAACCUGGACACCACUUUUGAUAUUCAGGUCUCAACUGAAAAGGCCUGCCUACUCAAAGAUAGCACCUGGUUACUUCAGGCCAGGAUACGACUCCGAGGGACGCUAAAAGCUAACGCUAGCCUUCUCGUUAGCCAGACGGAAAACAGAUUUCGACGAUCUGUCUGAUGCUCCAGACUGGAAUUUGGAUAAACCAAUCUGCGUGUGGAAAUAAAGGACAGUCGUGUAGCUUGAUCCGCCGGUGCUUACUUGAAAAUUGAGGUGCUAUCGUUACCAGACAAAACAUCCAGUGGCGAUUUCUGCUAGAGUUAGCUACUGUGCUAGCCUAGCCAACCGAAAGUGUUCGGGGUUGUUGCGGAUUUCAAUAUUCUCGAUUGGCGGAACUUUUCCGAACUCUACGGAAAAGUAUUGAAGGAAAUAUAUUUACAUGCAUUAGUCAAUAAUGGUAGCUGUUAGCUAGUAGCUAGCUGUCAGCUUCAUUGAACCCCGCGGCUGUGUUAGCGGUAUAUCACUGAAAGACUUGGAAAAGAAAACACCCAGGGACACCACUGUCAGCCUGCCAUCAUGGGCAACACGCCCACUGCAAAGAAGGGCAAUGAAAUGGAAAGUGUGAAGGAGUUUCUUGCCAAAGCCAAAGAAGAUUUCUUGAAGAAAUGGGAGAAUCCUUCACAGCAAACUGCGGCACUGGAUCACUUUGAGCGUUUGAAGACCUUGGGCACUGGUUCAUUUGGUCGAGUCAUGCUGGUUAAACACAAAGAGACAGGCCAGCAUUUUGCCAUGAAAAUACUUGACAAACAGAAGGUAGUGAAGCUGAAGCAGAUAGAGCACACACUGAAUGAGAAACGUAUCCUGCAAGCCGUCAGUUUCCCCUUUCUGGUGCGACUGGAGCAUUCUUUUAAGGACAACAGUAAUCUGUAUAUGGUCAUGGAGUAUGUACCUGGGGGUGAAAUGUUCUCACACUUAAGGAGAAUUGGUAGAUUCAGUGAACCACAUGCUCGCUUCUAUGCAGCCCAGAUUGUAUUGACCUUUGAAUACCUUCACUCGCUGGAUCUCAUCUACCGAGACCUGAAGCCAGAGAAUCUGCUCAUUGACCAGCAAGGUUACAUCCAGGUAACAGAUUUUGGAUUUGCGAAAAGGGUGAAGGGCCGAACCUGGACACUUUGCGGGACCCCAGAGUACCUGGCACCAGAGAUCAUCCUCAGUAAGGGUUACAAUAAAGCAGUGGACUGGUGGGCUCUGGGAGUGCUGAUAUACGAGAUGGCUGCUGGUUACCCCCCAUUCUUUGCAGAUCAGCCUAUUCAGAUUUAUGAGAAGAUUGUAUCAGGGAAGGUUCGCUUUCCCUCCCACUUCAGCUCAGACCUGAAGGACCUGUUGAGAAAUUUGCUGCAGGUGGACCUAACCAAGCGCUUUGGCAACCUCAGGAAUGGAGUCAAUGAUAUCAAGGGCCACAAGUGGUUCGCCACAACCGAUUGGAUUGCCAUCUACCAGAGGAAGGUGGAAGCUCCCUUUAUUCCUAAGUGCAAAGGCCCUGGUGACACAAGCAACUUCGAUGACUACGAAGAAGAGGAAAUCAGAGUCUCCAUCACAGAGAAGUGUGCAAAAGAGUUUGCCGAGUUCUAGAGUCCAACCAUUAGUAGCAGCGAGAGAGUCUGGGAUUUAGAAAGGAAAGGGGGUCAUUUGUAAUGACGACAACAAUGUAACAUCCCCCCAGUGGAAAGGUAGGCAAAGUGAAGAAAGGUCCAACAUAACCAGCAGUGUUGCCUUUUCUGAUUGUUUCUCAGAUGUUACCUAUUCAUUUUAUUUAUCCCUCUUCAUUUGUGGCCGGGCCUCGAGGAGAGCAGGCACAUGUUGUGGUUGCUCAGCUAGAUUUGUAUCUUCCUGGUGGUGUAAUGACACAUUUUUAUUCUUUGCAGGUUGAGGCAUUGAUUUUCUGUUAAGGUACUGACUCUGUUAGGCUCCUUUUUUUUUUUUUUUUUUU